Caenorhabditis remanei is the source of this 492-nucleotide messenger RNA. RefSeq lists its product as uncharacterized. The record is from RefSeq and is a predicted model, not a curated record. Lineage: Eukaryota; Metazoa; Nematoda; Chromadorea; Rhabditida; Rhabditidae. Gene Ontology annotation, molecular function: DNA binding. The transcript is spliced from 4 exons. Bases 1 to 492 code for a protein of 163 amino acids.
AUGAGUUAUUUCGUCUCAUUUAUAGAGGCUGAAAAUGAGAUGUGGGAAUCCUUGAAAACGUCCAACGAUGUCCUUCACGAUUACUAUCACAAGUUCGGGGUUCAAUGGAUUCAUGACAACAAGAAUCGUCUGAUGAAUCUCACUGGAAAAUCUAUCACUCAUAUAGAAAACGUUCUGAGACUAUACCGAAACAAAGAUAGAGCAACAGGACAGAUCAUCAAAGCGUUCUCGUACACUCCGGAACAAAGAGAGGGACUUCUCGAAGCAUUCAAUCUCAAUCCAUCCAUCAAUACAGUGGAAAUCGGAGAGCUAUCUGAUAAAACUGGACUCACUAGAUCUCAAAUCACAUCGUGGUUCAGCAAGCAGAGAAAAAUUAAAAAUGGAACAGUUGUGAAGAAGAAGAAGAAGGCGAGACCGGCGUAUUUCUCGAUUGAGAAUAUUUUGUCGGACAAAUUCCCAGAGAAGAAGAAGAAGAUGAUGGAGUUUAUUUAA